UAAUAUGUAUGUAUAAUUCAUCAAUCAUGAAACCUCAAACCUUUGUUUCAUAAAAGACAUUUUCCUUUUCUUAUAAUUUUUCUUAGUGCUUCUAAAGCUUCACAAAAUCUAGGAAAGCUUUUCCCUGUAGAGACCUUGAAUUGUCAGCUGUAUCAUUGCUUUGCUAAGAUGGGUUCAGUUGAGACCAGGAAACCACAUGCUGUUUGCAUUCCGUAUCCAUCACAAGGCCAUGUUACCCCCAUGAUGCAACUGGCUAAGCUCUUGCACUCAAGAGGCUUCCAUAUAACCUUUGUUAACACCGAGUUCAACCAUAGGCGCUUGAUCAGGUCCAAAGGGCCAGACUCUGUUAAAGGCCUGCCUGAUUUCCGGUUCGAAACGAUUCCAGAAGGGCUGCCACCCUCUGAUCGUGAUGCAACUCAGGAUGUUCCAGCGCUAUGUGAUUCAACACGAAAGAAUUGUCUGGCUCCAUUCUUAGAGCUACUCUCGAAGUUAAAUUCCUCAGCCCAAGUACCGCCUGUUACUUGCAUUAUUUCGGAUGGAGUUAUGAGCUUCGCUAUUAAGGCUGCUGAAGUACUAGGCAUACCAGAAGUUCAAUUUUGGACUGCCUCAGCUUGUAGCUUCAUGGGAUAUCUACAAUUCAGUGAACUACUCGAAAGAGGCAUCAUUCCAUUCAAAAAUGAAAAUUUUCUUAGCGAUGGCACUCUUGAUACACCUAUUGAUUGGAUCCCUGGAAUGAGUAACAUUCGCCUCAGAGAUAUUCCGAGUUUUAUUAGAGUGAACAAUCCAAAUGAUAUUAUGUUUGAUUUCAUGGGAUCAGAAGCACGAAAUUGCCUCAAAGCUCCUGCGAUCAUCUUCAACACGUUUGAUGAGUUUGAACAUGAAGUGCUAGAAGCAAUCGCCGCCAAAUUCCCUCGAAUUUAUACUACAGGGCCACUGCCCUCGCUUGCCAGGCACAUGCCAGACGGUCCAUCAAAGUCAAUAACAUCAAGCCUAUGGAAAGAAGACACAAACUGCAUUGAAUGGCUUAACAAAAGGGAACCAAGUUCAGUUGUGUACGUGAAUUAUGGUAGCGUGACUGUGAUGUCAGAGCAGCAUCUGAAAGAAUUUGCCUGGGGGCUGGCUAAUUCUAAGCACCCAUUUUUAUGGAUCGUUAGGCCUGAUGUUGUGAUGGGCGAUUCUGCAAUUCUGCCUGAAGAAUUUUUCGAGGAGAUAAAGGAUAGAGCAUUGAUAACAAGCUGGUGCGCCCAAUAUCAGGUUCUUUCACAUCCUUCAGUUGGUGUUUUCCUAACACAUUGUGGGUGGAAUUCUACCAUGGAAGCCAUAUGUGGAGGUGUACCGGUGAUAUGUUGGCCAUUUUUUGCUGAUCAACAAACAAACUGUCGGUAUGCUUGCACCACUUGGGGCAUUGGGAUGGAGGUUGAUCAUGAUGUAAAGCGAGAGAACAUUGAGUUUUUGGUUAAGGAAAUGAUGGAAGGGGAUGCAGGAAAGAAAAUGAAGGAGAAGGCUUUGGAAUGGAAGAAGAAAGCAGAAGCAGCUACCGAUGUUGGCGGAGCAUCUUACAAUGAUUUCGAUAGAUUUGUUAAAGAAGCUCUCCAUCAUGGUUAACUGGAAAUUGUUGUUCAAGUGGAAAGUGCAUUCGAGAACUACUUAAAUAAACCACUUCCACUUGGGUAAUUCAUUGCCCAAUGCCUUUCACUUUAUUCUCAACCUGUUUUUUCUAUUUUGUGUUAGCAGGAGCUCAAGAGGUUUCUAUAUAAGUUAUCAAUAAAAUCAAAGAAUAUCUUUGGUAUAGAGCAAUAUUAAGAUUUUAUAUUUAUUCAA
Theobroma cacao (cacao) is the source of this 1821-nucleotide messenger RNA. RefSeq names its product linamarin synthase 2-like. Gene Ontology annotation, molecular function: quercetin 7-O-glucosyltransferase activity; quercetin 3-O-glucosyltransferase activity. Lineage: Eukaryota; Viridiplantae; Streptophyta; Magnoliopsida; Malvales; Malvaceae. The record is from RefSeq and is a predicted model, not a curated record.